This is a messenger RNA of Klebsormidium nitens, 1058 nucleotides long. The record is from the annotation of a GenBank genome assembly. NCBI's taxonomy places the organism in Eukaryota, Viridiplantae, Streptophyta, Klebsormidiophyceae, Klebsormidiales, Klebsormidiaceae.
AUGGCAACAGACACUGAAAGUGGGCCAAGCAGCACGGAACAGCUUGGCCCUGAUGGGCGGCCAAAGAGGGUAUACAAGGAUACCCCCUUUGACCUGGCAUUUAUCCAAGUGUGCCGGCAGGCUUACGGAAAGCUGGCUCAGUGGCAGUCCCCUCGUAGCUACGAGGAUGGCUACCGCGGCAUGGUCGACGUUUCGCUGGCCCUGAUGCGCAGCCGGCCAAAUGUAAAGGAACAGAGGGCAGCAAUUCUACAGGGCUUUCCCAAGGUCCCCCAGUGGUUCCGGAAAGCGUUCCCGUACUCGAACUGGGGGGCGGAGCUGAACGCCAGGAUCACGCCCGCGUUCUUCACAUGGCUUGUCGGUCCAAUGGAGAUCUUCGAGGUUGAGAUCGACGGCGUGAAGCAGCGGAGCGGCGUGCAGAUCGAGCGGUGCCGGUAUUUGGAGGAGAGCGGCUGCACGGGCAUGUGCGUUAACCUGUGCAAGUUCCCUACGCAGACCUUCUUCACUGAGGAGCUCGGGAUGCCGCUUUCCAUGGAACCAAAAUUUGAAGACCUGAGUUGCCAAAUGAUCUUUGGCAAGAAGCCACCAGAUAUUGAAGACGACGAAGUCAUGAAACAGCCCUGCUUCGCUCUCUGUCCAACCGCAAAUGUACAAGCUCCCGCCUGUCCUAAAUUGCGGUGAGGGUUCUGUUAGUUCCCGGGAAAAGGAGAGCUCUGUCCACAAGCGGGGAGAAAGGCUAUGAACCCUUUAUUAGUGAGUUGCUUUCAUGAAUUGGAAGCUACCAGUAAUGGUGCUUCAGAGGCAGAAAGGGUGGAAGGACCAUUACGUAAUAUGCCGCCUUUCCAGGUGUUGGGUUAGUUGGAUAAAUCCAGGUACACGUAUUGACUGCAAGCAGGCUCGAUGGACCGGCAGCUUUCAUUGCAGAACUGCCGGGAGUUGUAUACUUCCUGAAACGUCCGGUCAGCAGAUCGCAACUCGAAGUCGACAAGACAGAGGUUCUCGACAGUAUGCAGUCGCGCAUUACAAUUGUCUGAGUCUGACCGUCAGGAGAUCAAAAUGCC